Alternaria incomplexa is the source of this 567-nucleotide messenger RNA. RefSeq lists its product as uncharacterized. NCBI's taxonomy places the organism in Eukaryota, Fungi, Ascomycota, Dothideomycetes, Pleosporales, Pleosporaceae. Bases 1 to 567 code for a protein of 188 amino acids. The transcript is spliced from 2 exons. The record is from RefSeq and is a predicted model, not a curated record.
AUGGAGCCAAGCCAUGUUGAUACCGAUAGGAUGGAGGACGAUGGGGAAGAGACUGCUGUCCAUCAGCAACAGCAACACUACCAAACCACCUUCUCCGGUCAUGCGAGCCUCCAGGAUCCCGAGCGCACCAUCAGUCUCGCAUUUCGUCCCGCAUAUCACGGGGAUGGUGUCAAUCAGGUGAACGACUGGUUGAAUUCGAUCAGCAGCGCCAGUAACGAUCCAUACUUAACAGCCGAGACUUUCCCUGUUCCACAAUGCCCCGCUACACCCUCCAUGUUCCAACCAGAUUCUUCAACUCCCGCACCCGGUUGCGAACGCAUCACCAAGGAGGCGUUUGAGCUUGUUUUGGAGCAAAAUGCGAGACUGAGGCAGGAGCUGAGGUCGGUGAAGGAGGCUCGCGCAAAGGCGGAAAAGACGUGCUCCGAUCUGGCGGCUUGGACUUUGUGGGAGCGAGAAAGGUUGAUGCGCGAGUUGGAGGAGGCCAGAGCGAUACAUCGUGCUUUCAUCCAAGACGAGGUCGACAAGCUCAUCGCCGAAGAGACAGGCCGUCUGCCUAUGGAUGAGUAA